UUUCUCGUACUCUCUACCUCCCAGAAUUGAGAACUCCAUCACCUGCUUUACGGUGACAGUUCCUCCAGUAAUUACCUCAAAUUCCAUGGCGGUUGUUUAGUCAAUUAAUACAAAAGGUAAGGAUCAGAAACUCGCCGGAGAAGACCAAGAUAAAAGUAUGGAGUCUCCGGCGGCGACACCGGAGUCGAUCUUUCUAGAAGACUUCGGUCAAAAGGUUGACCUGACGCGGCGAAUCCGGGAGGUUUUAGUGAACUAUCCCGAGGGGACGACGGUGCUCAAAGAGCUCAUUCAGAACGCUGACGAUGCCGGCGCCACCACCGUCCGACUCUGCCUCGACCGCAGGCUUCAUGGUACCGACUCCCUUCUGUCGGAGACCCUGGCGCCGUGGCAGGGGCCCGCGCUCUUGGCUUACAACGACGCCGUCUUCACAGAGGAAGACUUUGUUAGUAUUUCGAGGAUCGGCGGCAGUAGCAAGCAUGGCCAGGCCUCAAAAACUGGCCGAUUCGGGGUUGGAUUCAACUCCGUGUACCAUUUAACUGAUUUGCCGUCGUUUGUGAGCGGGAAGUAUGUGGUAUUGUUUGACCCCCAAGGCAUUUUUCUUCCCAAGGUUUCUGCAUCCAAUCCCGGGAAGCGAAUUGACUAUGUUUCUUCUUCAGCCAUCUCUGUGUACAAAGACCAGUUCUUUCCUUACUGUGCUUUUGGUUGCGACAUGAAAACACAAUUUGCUGGAACUCUAUUCCGUUUCCCUCUGAGGAAUGCAGAGCAGGCAGCAACCAGCAAGCUUUCCAGGCAAGAGUAUUCCCAAGACGACCUUUCUUCCUUGUUUCUUCAGCUCUAUGAGGAAGGAGUUUUCACGUUACUUUUCCUAAAAAAUGUCUUGCGUAUUGAAAUGUAUGUGUGGGAGGCCUGGGACAGUGAGCCCAGGAAGCUUUACUCCUGCUCUGUUGGUUCCGCGAGUGAUGAUAUUGUUUGGCAUCGUCAAGCUGCGUUGAGAUUUCCCAAGUCAGUAAACUCUACAGAGAGUCAGGUGGACUGCUAUACAGUGGACUUCUUAAGUGAGUCCACAAUUGGGAGCCAAUCUGAGAAGAAGACAGAUAGUUUUUAUCUAGUUCAGACACUGGCAUCCGCAUCCAGUAGGAUUGGUUCCUUCGCAGCUACUGCGUCUAAGGAAUAUGAUAUUCACUUGCUGCCAUGGGCAUCAGUUGCAGCUUGCAUAUCCGAUAAUUCAGCACAUAAUGAUGCUCUUAAGCUUGGCCGGGCAUUCUGCUUUCUCCCUCUGCCCGUUAGGACUGGCCUCACUGUGCAAGUUAAUGGAUACUUUGAGGUCUCGUCGAAUCGUCGUGGCAUCUGGUAUGGGGCUGACAUGGACAGAAGUGGAAAAAUCCGUUCUGUCUGGAACAGGCUUCUUUUAGAAGAUGUUGUGGCACCUGCAUUUACUCAACUUCUUCUUGGUGUACGAGGACUGCUAGAUUCCAGGGACUUGUACUAUUCCUUAUGGCCAAGUGGUUCUUUUGAAGAGCCGUGGAGUAUUCUAGUCGAGCAUAUAUACAGAAACAUUUCUAGUGCUCCUGUGUUGCAUUCAGAUCUUGAAGGUGGAAAAUGGGUGUCGCCAGUUGAAGCUUUUCUACAUGAUGAGGAAGUUACCAAGAGUAAGGAACUUGGUGAGGCUCUGAUUGUGCUAGGAAUGCCUAUUGUGUGUUUGCCCAAUGUUUUAUUUAACAUGCUCUUGAAAUAUGCUUCCAGUUUUCAGCAGAAGGUGGUGACUCCUGAUACAGUACGAUGUUUUCUCAGAGAGUGUAGAUCUGUUUCUACCCUGGGCAAAUAUUUCAAGCUUGUAUUGUUGGAAUAUUGUCUUGAAGAUUUGCUUGAUGAUGAUGUUGGAACACAUGCAUAUAACCUGCCUUUGCUUCCAUUGGCAAAUGGUGAAUUUGGAUCGUUGUCAGAUGCCUCUAAAGGAAUUUCAUAUUUUAUUUGCAAUGACUUAGAAUUCAUGCUGCUUAAACAAAUAUAUGAUAGAAUAAUUGAUAAGAAUAUUCCUAUUGACAUACUAAGUAGACUCUCUGCUAUUGCAAAGUCCUCAAAGGCAAAUCUUGUCAUUUUCAAUGUUCAGUAUUUUCUUCAAUUUUAUCCAAGAUUUGUACCCGCUGAUUGGAAAUAUAAAAGCAAAGUGAUAUGGGAUCCAGAGUCUUGCCAUAAUCACCCUACUUCAACAUGGUUUGUGUUAUUUUGGAAAUAUCUUCGGAAUCAGUGCAAGAAACUGUCAUUGCUUAGUGAUUGGCCCAUUUUGCCAUCUACUUCCUGCCAUCUGUACAGAGCCUCGAGACAAUCGAAAUUGAUCAAUGCAGAAAAGCUUUCUGACAAGAUGAAAGAAAUACUUGUUAAAAUUGGUUGCAAGAUUCUGAGCCCCAAUUAUGGAGUUGAACACUCAGAUUUAUCUCAUUAUGUAACUGAUGGUAAUGCUUCAGGGAUUCUGGAAUCUAUAUAUGAUGUUGUCUCCUUAAAUUAUGGCACCAUAGUAACAUGUUUUCAUAAUUUGGAAGCAAAAGAGAGGGAUGAACUUCGUGCAUUUCUUCUUGAUCCAAAGUGGUAUUUUGGAGACUGUUUGAAUGAGUCUGACAUAAGAAAUUGCACGAGGCUGCCUAUUUAUAAAGUGUAUGGUGAUGGAUCUACUCAAAGUUUCCAAUUCUCCGAUCUUGAAAAUCCGCGCAAGUACUUACCACCCGUAGACAUCCCUGAGUGCUUUCUUGGAGCUGAGUUCCUUAGCUCCUCAGAUGUUGAGGUGGAGGUUUUGUUAAGAUAUUAUGGAAUUGAGAGAAUGGGGAAAGCACGCUUCUAUAAGCAGCAAGUGUUGAAUAGAGUUGGGGAACUGCAACCUGAAGUUCGUGACAGCAUUGUUCUUUCUAUUCUGCAAAACCUGCCACAGUUGUGUGUUGAGGACUUAUCUUUCAGGGAUUAUUUGAAAAAUUUGGAAUUUAUUCCGACCUUUGGUGGUGCUCUUAGGUCUCCUACUGCAUUAUAUGAUCCACGUAAUGAAGAAUUAUAUGCACUAUUAGAGGAUUCUGAUAGUUUUCCCUGUGGUCCUUUUCAAGAACCUGGUAUUUUGGACAUGCUACACGGUUUAGGCCUUAAAACAUCUGUGACCCCUGAGACAGUCAUACAAAGUGCUCGACAGGUUGAACGGCUAAUGCAUGAGGAUCAGCAAAAGUCGCAAUUAAAAGGCAAGGUGCUUCUGUCCUACUUAGAAGUUAAUGCAAUGAGAUGGAUACCCAAUGCUUUAAAUGAUGAUCAAGGAACAAUGAACAGAAUGUUGUCACGAGCUGCAACCGCAUUCAGACCUCGUAACUUGAAAUCUGAACUUGAAAAGUUCUGGAAUGAUCUUCGGCUGAUCAGCUGGUGCCCAGUGGUAGUUUCUGCUCCAUUUCAAACUUUACCAUGGCCUGCCGUGUCAUCCAUGGUUGCUCCACCAAAGCUUGUAAGACUGCAAGCAGAUCUGUGGCUUGUUUCAGCUAGCAUGCGAAUACUUGAUGGAGAUUGCUCAUCGACAGCACUAUCGACUAGUCUUGGGUGGUCUUCUCCACCUGGUGGAAGUGUCAUUGCAGCCCAACUACUUGAGCUUGGUAAAAAUAAUGAGAUUGUGAAUGACCAGGUUCUUCGACAGGAAUUAGCCUUGGCAAUGCCAAGGAUAUAUUCAAUACUGACAGGGUUGAUUGGUUCAGAUGAGAUGGACAUUGUAAAGGCUGUUCUUGAAGGUAGUCGAUGGAUCUGGGUGGGUGAUGGAUUUGCAACUGCGGAUGAGGUUGUCCUUGAUGGUCCUAUUCAUUUGGCUCCUUAUAUACGUGUCAUACCUGUCGAUUUGGCUGUUUUCAAGGAACUAUUUUUAGAGCUUGGUAUUCGAGAAUUCUUGAACUCUACAGAUUAUGCUAAUAUCUUAUGUAGAAUGGCUUUGAAGAAAGGAUCCUCCCCUCUCGAUGCACAGGAAAUGAGAGCAGCCUUAUUGAUUGUGCAGCAUUUGGCUGAAGUUCAGAUACAUGACCAGAAAGUUAAGAUUUAUUUACCAGAUGUGUCAGGCAGAUUAUAUCCUGCCACCGACUUAGUUUAUAACGAUGCUCCUUGGUUGCUUGGCUCAGAGGAUCAUGAUAGCCCCUUUGGUGGUCCAUCUAAUGUGGCACUGAAUGCAAGGAGAACGGUUCAGAAAUUUGUGCAUGGGAACAUAUCUAUUGAUGUUGCAGAGAAGCUUGGCGUCUGCUCUCUGCGCAGGACCUUGCUAGCUGAGAGUGCUGAUUCAAUGAAUUUGAGUUUAUCUGGGGCUGCUGAAGCUUUUGGACAGCAUGAAGCCUUGACAACUAGACUUAAACACAUUCUUGAAAUGUAUGCAGAUGGACCUGGGAUUCUAUUUGAGCUGGUUCAAAAUGCAGAGGAUGCAGGAGCUUCUGAGGUGAGCUUUCUCCUGGACAAAACUCAAUAUGGGACUUCUUCUGUUCUUUCACCUGAAAUGGCAGAUUGGCAAGGCCCUGCGUUGUACUGUUUUAAUGACUCUGUCUUCAGUCCCCAAGAUCUUUAUGCAAUCUCACGCAUUGGCCAAGAAAGUAAACUAGAGAAGCCUUUUGCAAUUGGGAGAUUUGGACUGGGUUUUAAUUGUGUCUAUCAUUUCACAGACAUUCCCACAUUUGUUUCUGGUGAAAACAUUGUUAUGUUUGAUCCUCAUGCCUGUAAUUUGCCUGGGAUCUCUCCAUCUCAUCCUGGCCUACGGAUUAAAUUUGCGGGAAGAAAGAUUAUGGAACAAUUUCCUGAUCAAUUUUCUCCUUUCUUACACUUCGGCUGUGACUUGCAGCAGCCGUUUCCUGGAACCCUUUUCCGGUUUCCACUUAGGAGUGCCAGUGCUGCUUCCAGAAGCCAAAUAAAGAAAGAAGGAUAUGCACCUGAUGAUGUCCUAUCCCUCUUUGCUUCAUUUUCCAAAGUUGUUUCUGAAACUUUGCUUUUUCUGCGUAAUGUGAAAGUUAUCUCUGUUUUUGUGAAGGAAGGAAGUGGACAUGAAAUGCAACUUUUACAUCGUGUCCAUAAGCGUUGCAAUGGUGAGCCCAAAAUAGAGCCCAAUGCGUUGCAGGAUGUGUUUAGCUUGUUUGAUGGAAGUCGGCAGAGAGGACUGGAUAAAGAACAGUUCCUAAAGAAAUUGAGAAAAUCAACGGACAGAGAUUUGCCAUAUAAAUGUCAGAAGAUUGGAAUUACAGAAGAAAGCUCAGCUGGUAAUGUAUCACACUGCUGGAUAACCUCUGAGUGUCUAGGUGGUGCACAAACUAAGAACAAAUCUGCAGUUUUGAAUGACAAGUCUCAUACUUAUAUACCCUGGGCAUGCGUUGCUGCAUAUUUACACUCUGUCCAGGUUGGAUUGGGCGUGAGUGAUAUCCCGGAGAUGAACGAUGCCUGUGCUGUUGCAUCGGAUGUAUUUCAAGUCUCUACAGGUUCUUUGCAGGAUAGAAAAGAUUUUGAAGGCCAUGCUUUCUGUUUCCUGCCACUUCCAAUUAGUACUGGCCUUCCAGCUCAUGUUAAUGCAUAUUUUGAGUUAUCAUCAAAUAGGAGAGACAUCUGGUUUGGGAACGACAUGGCUGGCGGUGGGAAAAAACGUUCAGAUUGGAAUAUGUACCUGCUUGAAGGUGUUGUUGCCCCUGCUUAUGGUCACAUGCUAGAGAAAAUAGCACUGGAGAUUGGCCCUUGUGAUUUAUUCUUUUCACUUUGGCCUAAAACAAGAGGAUUAGAACCUUGGGCUUUAGUGGUGCGGGAGCUCUACACUUUUAUUGUUGACUGUAGUCUUCGUGUAUUGCAUACAAAAGCUCGAGAUGGCCAGUGGAUCUCAGCAAAACAGGCUAUAUUUCCUGAUUUUAAUUUUGAUAAGGUAGAUGAGCUAAUUGAAGCAUUAUCAGAUGCUGGUCUACCUCUGGUCACUGUUUCUAAGCCAAUUGUUGAGAGAUUUAUGGAGGUGUGCCCCUCAUUGCAUUUUUUGAAUCCACAGUUGUUAAGAACUUUAUUAAUUCGAAGGAAACGCGAAUUCAAGGAUAGAAACACAAUGAUAUUGACCCUUGAAUAUUGCUUACUUGAUUUGAAGAUACCUGUCGAAUCUGCAAGUUUGUAUGGUUUGCCGUUAUUACCCCUUACUGAUGGUUCAUUUACAGCAUUUGACAAGAAUGGGAUUGGGGAAAGAAUAUAUAUUGCACGAGGCGAUGAGUAUGAUCUUCUCAAGGAUUUGGUUCCAAAUCAACUUGUAGAUUGCGGAAUCCCAGAAGGAGUUUAUGAGAAGCUAUGUUACAUAGCCCAAAGUGAGGCCUCAAAUAUUUCUUUUCUGUCAUGCCAUUUACUGGAGAAGCUCCUUUUGAAAUUACUUCCAGCAGAGUGGCAUCAUGCAAAACAGGUGACAUGGGCUCCUGGUCAGCAGGGUCAACCAAGUUUAGAGUGGAUUAGACUUCUCUGGAGCUAUUUGAGGUCUUCUUGUGACGACUUGUCACUUUUUUCUAAGUGGCCAAUUUUGCCUGUUGGGAAUCAUUGCCUCUUGCAACUAGUUGAAAAUUCAAAUGUAAUCAAGGAUGAUGGGUGGAGUGAGAACAUGUCAUCUUUGUUGCUGAAAAUAGGAUGUGUUUUCCUGAGGCAAGACCUCCCAAUAGAUCAUCCACAGUUGAAAUUUUUUGUGCAGUUGCCAACAGCAGUUGGCUUAUUAAAUGCACUUCUGGCAGUUGCAGAUAGGCCAGAGAACAUUGAGGGGCUUUUCGACAAUGCAUCAGAAGGAGAGAUGCAUGAACUUCGGAGUUUCAUUCUUCAGUCCAAAUGGUUUGUUGAAGAGGAAAUGGAAUAUAAACACAUUGACAUCAUAAAACACCUUCCUAUGUUUGAGUCAUAUAAAAGUAGAAAACUAGUAAGUUUGAGUAAUCCUAUCAAAUUGCUUAAACCUGGUGAUAUUCCGGAAAAUUUUUUGAGUGAUGACUUUGUGCGCACAGAAUCAGAGAAGGAAAAAAUUAUUCUGAGAAGAUAUUUAGAGAUUAGAGAACCCUCCAGGAUGGAAUUCUACAAAGAUCAUGUUCUUAACCACAUGUCAGAAUUCCUUUCAGAGCAGGGAUCUCUUUCAGCUAUUCUCCAUGGCGUACAGCUUUUAGUUCAAGAGGAUAAUUCUUUGAAGUCUGCACUCUCUGAAAUACCGUUUGUUUUGACAGCCGAUGGGUCUUGGCAGCAACCUUCCAGGCUUUAUGAUCCUCGAGUACCUGCACUAAGAACGGUGCUGCAUAGAGAAGUUUUUUUCCCUUCUGAGAAAUUCUCAGAUACAGAAACUUUGGAUAUUUUAGUCACGCUUGGACUCAGAAGAACUCUGGGCUAUUCUGGUUUACUUGAUUGUGCUAGAUCAGUUUCUUUGUUACAUGAUUCUAGGGAACCAGAGACACUAAGUUAUGCGACGAAGCUACUUGUUUGUUUAGAUGCUCUUUCAUUUAAGCUCUCGACCGAGGAAGAAGGAAAUCUUGAUGAGUUGAAGAAUUCAAUUUUCCACGACGACAAUGAAACUGAGGCUGGCGAUGGUAUGCAUGAUGAGUCUCCUAAGAGAAUUGGGAACCAAAUAUUAGAUGAUCUGGACAUAAAUUUUUUCGUAGGUAACUUGAUUGAUGAUCAGCCAGAUGAGGACUUUUGGUCUGAAAUGAGGGCUAUUGCUUGGUGUCCUGUAUAUGCUGACCCACCUCUAAAAGGAAUCCCAUGGUUGAAGUCUAGUAAUCAGGUGUCCCGGCCAAGCAAUGUGAGACCUAAAUCCCAGAUGUUUGUGGUAUCCUGCUCAAUGCAUAUACUAGAUGGUGAAUGCUGUUCGUUGUACCUACAAAAGAAACUUGGUUGGAUGGAUCGUCCAAACAUAAAUGUUUUAUCUGCACAGUUGAUUGAGCUAUCCAAGUUAUAUAGCCAGCUCAAAUCACAUUCAUCUGAUGUACCUGUUGUUGAUGCUGCACUUUCUAAGGGAAUUCCAGCACUCUAUUCUAAGAUGCAAGAGUAUAUUGGCACUGAUGAAUUUGUGCAACUAAAAUCAGCACUAGAUGGUGUUUCCUGGGUUUGGAUUGGGGAUAACUUUGUUGUUCCAAAUGCUCUUGCAUUUGACUCACCUGUGAAAUUUACUCCAUAUUUGUAUGUUGUUCCAUCUGAAUUAUCGGAAUUCAGAGAUUUGCUCUUGAAUUUAGGCGUCAGAAUUAGUUUUGAUAUUUGGGACUAUAUGCAUGUCUUGCAACGAUUGCAAAAUGACGUGAAAGGAUUCCCAUUGUCAACAGAUCAGUUAAAUUUUGUCCAUCGUAUCCUUGAUGCUGUAGCAGACUGUUGCUCAGAGAAGCCACUUUUUGAAGCUUCUAACACUCCAAUCUUAAUUCCAGACGCGUCUGCAGUUCUUAUGCAUGCUGGAAAUCUUGUGUAUAAUGAUGCACCAUGGAUGGAUAAUAGUACUCCCGUUGGGAAACAUUUUAUACAUCCAACUAUCAGCAAUGAUCUGGCAAGUAGGUUGGGGGUACAAUCACUUCGCUGCCUCUCUUUAGUUGACAAUGACAUGACUAAAGAUCUUCCUUGCAUGGACUAUGCUAGAAUAAAAGAGCUUUUGACAUCUUAUGGGGACAAUGACCUUUUAUUGUUUGACCUACUUGAGUUGGCAGAUUGCUGCAAAGCCAAUAAGCUUCACCUAAUUUUUGACAAGAGGGAACAUCCUCGCCAGUCUUUGUUGCAGCACAAUAUGGGUGAGUUUCAAGGGCCUGCCCUAUUAGCCAUUUUGGAAGGGGUCAGCUUGAGUAGAGAGGAAAUAAGUAGCCUCCAAUUUCUACCUCCAUGGAGACUAAGGGGCAAUACACUUAACUAUGGUUUGGCUUUGCUUAGCUGUUAUUUUGUCUGUGAUCUACUCUCAGUUGUUUCUGGUGGCUACUUAUACUUGUUUGAUCCCCUCGGUUUGGUGCUUGCUGCACCGUCAACUUGUGCUCCUGCGGCAAAAAUGUUUUCUUUAAUAGGUACUAAUUUGACUGACCGGUUCCGUGAUCAAUUUAAUCCCAUGCUGAUUGGUCCCAGUAUAUCGUGGCCAUCAUUGGAUUCUACUAUUAUUCGCAUGCCUUUAUCAUCUGAAUGUUUGAAUAAUGGACUAGAACUUGGACUAAGGAGAAUAAAGCAGAUUAGUGAAAGAUUUUUGGAGCACUCUUCUAGAUCACUUAUAUUCUUAAAGUCGGUGACGCAGGUGUCAAUCUCGACAUGGGAGGAAGGAAACUCGCAGCCACACCAGGACUAUUCAGUUAGCAUUGAUUCAUCAUCUGCUAUAAUGAGAAAUCCAUUUUCAGAGAAGAAAUGGAGGAAAUUUCAAAUAUCUCGAUUGUUUAAUAGCUCCAAUGCUGCAACAAAAUUGCAUGUAAUAGAUGUAAAUUUGAACCAUGGGGCAGCAAGAGUUGUUGACCGAUGGCUCGUUGCACUCAGCCUAGGCUCUGGACAAACAAGAAAUAUGGCUCUUGAUAGGCGAUAUCUGGCAUACAACUUAACACCUGUUGCUGGAGUUGCAGCACAUAUAUCCCGUGAUGGCCAUCCUGCUGAUGUUUGUCUAGCAAGUUCUAUCAUGUCCCCCCUUCCUCUGUCCGGUGGUAUAAAUAUACCUGUUACUGUUCUUGGAUGUUUCCUGGUUUGUCACAAUGGAGGUCGCUCCCUCUUUAAUUACCAAGACAAAGAAGCUUCGGAAGAGGCACAGGCUGAUGCUGGAAAUCGGUUAAUGGAAGCUUGGAACAGGGAGCUUAUGUCAUGUGUCCGUGAUUCCUACAUUGAAUUGAUAUUGGAAAUCCAGAGGUUAAGAAGAGAUGCUUCGAGUUCUGCAAUUGAAUCAAGUGCAGGUCGUGCAAUCAGCCUGUCUUUGAAGGCUUAUGGAGAUAAAAUUUAUUCCUUUUGGCCAAGGUCUAAUGGGCGUAAUAUGGUCACACAACAAGGAAACGACUGUAGUUUAGUUCCAAUGGAAGUGCUGAAAUCAGAUUGGGAAUGCAUAAUUGAACAUGUGAUAAGGCCUUUCUAUGCUCGUGUUGUUGACCUUCCUGUGUGGCAGCUUUACUCUGGAAACCUAGCCAAGGCUGAAGAGGGUAUGUUUCUUUCACAACCAGGGAAUGGGGUGGGUGGUAAGUUGCUUCCAGCAACAGUUUGCAGCUUCGUAAAGGAGCACUACCCAGUGUUUUCAGUACCUUGGGAGUUGGUAACUGAAAUCCAAGCUCUAGGGAUUGCAGUUCGGGAAGUAAAACCUAAAAUGGUUAGGAAUCUUUUAAGACUUUCUUCAACAUCUUUUGUUCUCCGAUCAGUUGAUAUGUAUGCAGAUGUUCUUGAGUAUUGUUUGUCUGAUGUUGAGAUUAGAGAAUCAUCUAAUUCCAUUGGAAAUUCUCUGACAGUUGACCACAAUAACACAAACUAUAUCCAUAGGGAAAGUCAAGUUGUUGGUACCAGUCCUGGUUCUGUUUCAGUCCCUAAUACUCAUAAUUUUCCUGCAUUGUCUACUCAGAACGCUAGCAGUUCAGGAGAUGCAAUUGAAAUGGUGACAAGUUUGGGGAAGGCUUUAUUUGAUUUUGGCCGAGGAGUUGUUGAGGAUAUUGGUAGGGCUGGGGGGCCCUUGGUUCAGAGGAACGUGGUUGCUGGUAGCAGCAACAGCAUGUAUGGAAAUGUAGACCAGAAUCUUCUAUCAAUAGCAGCUGAGCUCAAGGGUUUACCAUGCCCAACUGCCGGAAACCAUUUAACUAAGUUGGGUACUACUGAACUUUGGGUUGGGAAUAAGGAGCAACUGUCAUUGAUGGUUUCUUUGGCUGAAAAGUUUGUCCACCCUAAAGUAUUGGAUAGAUCAAUCUUGGCUGAUAUUUUUUCAAAUGGUGUGCUACAAUCAUUAUUAAAACUGCGAAGUUUCUCUCUUCACUUACUGGCCAGUCAUAUGAGGAUAGUUUUUCAUGAUAACUGGGUGAGUCAUGUAAUGGCCUCAAAUAUGGUUCCUUGGUUUUCAUGGGAGAAUAAUACAUCAAGCUCUGGUGGUGAAGGAGGUCCUUCCCCCCAAUGGAUAAGACUCUUCUGGAAAAAUUUCAAUGGCUGUUCAGAAGACCUCUUGCUCUUUUCUGUUUUCAUUCCACCACUGGUUAUUGAUCCAACUUCAGAAGAAAGUUCCUUGGAAAUUGGAGUAACUGGAAGCAAUGAUGCGCCUGAAUCUGAAUCAAUUCAUGGUUACGCAUUGGCUUUUGAAGUAGCUAAAAACAAACACCCUUGGUUGUUAUCACUGUUGAAUCACUGCAGCAUACCUAUAUUUGAUAUAGCUUUUCUGGACUGUGCUGCUCCAUGCAACUGUUUCCCUGCUCCUGGCCAAUCAUUAGGUCAAGUUAUUGCUUCCAAGUUGGUUGCAGCUAGAAAUGCUGGCUAUUUCCCUGAACUUACUUCCCUUUCAGCUUCAGAUUGCGAUGCACUUUUUGCACUUUUUGCUAACGAUUUCUUGUCAAAUGGCUCUAAUUACAGAGUGGAAGAACUUGAAGUUUUACGUUCACUUCCUAUAUAUAAAACAGUUGUGGGUUCAUACACACGGUUGCUCAGUGAUGAUCAGUGCAUUGUCUCUUCAAGUUCAUUCCUUACGCCCUAUGAUGAACGCUGCCUGUCCUACUCCAGUGGUUCAGUUGAAUUUUCAUUACUUCGAGCACUCGGAGUCUCUGAAUUGCAUGAUCAGCAGAUUUUAAUCAGGUUUGGAUUGCCUGGGUUUGAAGGUAAACCUGAAUCUGAAAAGGAGGAUAUACUAAUAUAUCUUUACACAAACUGGCAAGACCUCCGAAUGGAUUCUUCUGUAAUCGAAGCUUUAAAAGAGGCUAAAGAUUUAUUUGAUCCUGGUGAUGCUUUAUUAACAUCUAUUUUCUCUGGUGAGAGGAAAAAAUUUCCAGGAGAAAGGUUUACUACAGAUGGGUGGCUUCACAUUUUAAGAAAAGCUGGUCUCCGGACUGCAACAGAGUCUGAUGUAAUACUUGAAUGUGCCAAAAGAGUAGAGUUUCUUGGAACUGAAUGCAUGAGGUCCAGAGAUUUGGAUGAUUUUGAGGAUUUAAGCAACACUCAGAGUGAAGUUUCAAUGGAAGUAUGGACAUUAGCUGGAUCUGUUGUUGAAGCAAUUUUCUCGAACUUUGCUGUCCUUUAUGGCAACAACUUCUGUGAUCUCCUUGGCAAGAUUAAAUGCAUACCUGCUGAAUUUGGCCUUCCAAAUGUCGUUGGAAAAAAAGGUGGCAAGAGAGUACUCACUUCAUAUAAUGAAGCUAUUCUGUUAAAGGAUUGGCCUCUGGCUUGGAGUUAUGCGCCCAUUAUUUCAAGACAAAGUGCUGUUCCUCCUGAGUACUCUUGGGGAUCACUCCAGCUCAGAAGCCCUCCAGCUUUUCCUACAGUACUAAAACACUUGCAGAUUAUUGGAAGAAAUGGUGGUGAAGACACACUUGCUCAUUGGCCAACUGCAUCAGGCAUGAUGACUAUUGAUGAAGCUUCCUGUGAGGUGUUAAAAUACUUGGAUAAGAUAUGGAAUUCCCUCUCUUCUUCAGAUAUAAUGGAGUUGCAGAGAGUUCCAUUUAUACCUGCUGCAAACGGAACACGCUUGGUGACAGCAAACUUGCUUUUUGCUCGUCUAACAAUUAACUUAUCCCCAUUUGCAUUUGAACUUCCUACUUUGUAUCUUCCUUUUCUGAAGAUUCUCAAAGAUUUGGGACUUCAGGACAUAUUUUCAAUUGCCUCUGCGAGGGAUCUUCUUUUGAAUCUCCAGAGAACUUGUGGAUAUCAGCGUCUAAAUCCAAAUGAACUCCGGGCUGUCCUGGAAAUUUUGUACUUUAUCUGUGAUGGGACUAUUGGGGAAGACAUGUCCAAUGGGCCCAAUUGGACAUCAGAAGCAAUAGUUCCUGAUGAUAGCUGCAGACUUGUUCAUGCAAAAUCCUGUGUGUAUAUUGAUUCCCAUGGAUCACGGUUUGUAAAAUGCAUUGACCCUUCAAGGUUCAGAUUUAUUCACCCAGAUCUUCCAGAGAGAUUAUGUUUUGUCCUGGGCAUCAAAAAGCUGUCUGAUGUAGUCAUUGAGGAGUUAGAUCAUCAGGAGCAUUUGCAGACUUUGGAUUAUAUUGGUUCGGUUCCAUUAGUAGCCAUCAGAGAGAAAUUGUUGAGCAAGUCACUUCAGGGUGCUGUAUGGACCGUUGUAAAUAGCAUGUCUAGUUACAUUCCUGCAAUUAAGAAUUUAUCUCUGGGAACCAUACAAAAUUUAUUAGAAGCUGUUGCAGAAAAGUUGCAGUUUGUUAAGUGCCUUCAUACUCGUUUCUUGCUUCUCCCAAAGUCAGUAGACAUUACACAAGCGGCUAAGGAUUCCAUCAUUCCAGAGUGGGUUGAUGGAUCCAUGCAUCGGACACUUUACUUCAUUAACCGGUCUAACACCAGCAUUUUAGUUUCCGAACCACCACCCUAUAUUUCAGUUUUUGAUGUUAUUGCAAUUGUCGUGAGCCUGGUUUUAGGGUCCCCUACUCCGUUACCUAUUGGAUCUUUAUUUGUCUGUCCUGGAGGCUCCGAAACUGCAAUUGUCGAUAUUUUGAAGCUUUGUUCUGACAAACAAGAAAUGGAAGCCACUAGUGGAAGCAAUGGUUUGAUAGGCAAAGAACUGUUGCCUCAAGAUGUUCAUCAAGUACAAUUUCAUCCAUUGAGGCCGUUUUAUGCUGGAGAGAUAGUGGCAUGGCGCUCUCAAAAUGGAGAAAAGCUCAAAUAUGGUAGAGUUCCAGAUGAUGUCAGACCAUCAGCUGGCCAAGCACUGUACAGAUUCAAGGUGGAAACCUCAACAGGGGGGAUGCAGCCUCUUCUUUCUUCACAUGUUUUCUCAUUCAGAAGUAUAGCAAUGGGCAGUGAGACUUCACCAAUGCCAAUGGAUGAUAGUCAUACAGUAGUUCGUAACAGAACUCCCAUCGAAAUGCCAGAAACUUCUGGAAGCGGCAAAUCAAGAUCUUCUCAGCUGCAAGCUGGCAAAGAGCUCCAGUAUGGCCGAGUAUCAGCUGGAGAACUGGUGCAAGCAGUACAAGAGAUGCUUUCUGCAGCUGGGAUUUAUAUGGAUGUGGAGAAGCAGUCCCUGCUGCAGAAAACACUAACGCUGCAAGAACAGUUAAAGGAGUCCCAGACAUCACUUUUGCUUGAACAGGAAAAAGCUGAUGUGGCAGCAAAAGAAGCUGAUACCGCAAAAGCAGCAUGGCUUUGUCGGGUCUGCUUGACUGCUGAAGUUGACAUAACUAUAGUUCCUUGUGGUCAUGUACUUUGUCGGCGGUGCUCUUCUGCGGUUUCCAGGUGUCCAUUUUGUCGGCUCCAGGUCUCUAAAACUAUGAGAAUUUUUCGGCCAUGAUCACCUUGUUACUACGGACAGAGAAGGGAUUGUGCAUUUCUUCUGUUUAUACAUUUAGUUUUGGGUAAUGAGAAUCACCUCUCUUCCUUGUUUCUUUUCCUUUUCUGGAACACGAGAAGAUCAACAUAAAGCAAAGGGAAGGAGGGAAAGGAAUAGGUUCUAUUAAUCUGUAGGAAAGAUAGAGUUUUUUCUUUUUCUUCUUCUUUGAGUGCAAUAGGAAAGUUAUCGAUUUUUAUCAUAGGAACUGUCUGUGCCCCUUGUCUGGUGGGUCUAAAUUUUGUUGUGUACAUAGUGAAAUAGAAAUAUAUAGUUUCAUUCGACCAAAAAAAAUAUGUAUAUAUAUAUAUAGUUUGUAUAGUAGUUGAUGGGAAAAUGGAUCUGGCGUGUUCAAGCCCUCAUCCCUCUCAUGACCCUUUUUCUUGUUUUUUUCCCUGAACCUUUAAUUUAUGGAACUGGUAAGAUUAUCGAAAGAUGAAGCAAAAUUAUCAAAAAAUUUCACUUCAAAA
Prunus mume (Japanese apricot) is the source of this 14871-nucleotide messenger RNA. RefSeq names its product Zinc finger, C3HC4 type (RING finger) family protein. The record is from RefSeq and is a predicted model, not a curated record. NCBI's taxonomy places the organism in Eukaryota, Viridiplantae, Streptophyta, Magnoliopsida, Rosales, Rosaceae. Gene Ontology annotation, molecular function: Hsp70 protein binding.